AUGAUCAAUAUAUCCGUUACGCCCAAGAAGGGAUCGGCGGUCUUCUGGCACAAUCUUCAUAACUCUGGUGCUAUGAAUUUCAAGACCCUGCACUCGGGCUGUCCGGUGAUAGUUGGCUCCAAAUAUGUGCUCACAAAGUGGAUAAACGAGCUACCGCAAUUGUUUUUCACUCCAUGCAUAAAAAAUAAAAAAACCAAAGGAAAGUAAACUUAUUCCUUCAUGUUGCAAUUUACAUGUAAUACAAUAUUUAGAAAAUAUAGAAAUAAAGCGGAUUCAUUUAAUAUCA
Molecule: messenger RNA, 286 nt
Organism: Drosophila rhopaloa
Lineage: Eukaryota; Metazoa; Arthropoda; Insecta; Diptera; Drosophilidae
Product: prolyl 4-hydroxylase subunit alpha-1-like
Exons: 2
Coding region: 1-207 (68 amino acids)
Biological process (GO): peptidyl-proline hydroxylation to 4-hydroxy-L-proline
Cellular component (GO): endoplasmic reticulum
Molecular function (GO): procollagen-proline 4-dioxygenase activity
Source: RefSeq, a predicted model, not a curated record